Molecule: messenger RNA, 2114 nt
Organism: Sinocyclocheilus grahami
Lineage: Eukaryota; Metazoa; Chordata; Actinopteri; Cypriniformes; Cyprinidae
Product: mitochondrial fission regulator 1-like
Exons: 7
Coding region: 65-1021 (318 amino acids)
Biological process (GO): mitochondrial fission; aerobic respiration
Cellular component (GO): mitochondrion
Source: RefSeq, a predicted model, not a curated record
GUUUUGAUCUGACGAUGACCUAGCACUGAUCCUUGAAGAUGAGACAGAUCUGUGAAGUAACAAGAUGAGUGGAAAUCAUAGACGGAUAGAAAUGGACCUGGCUACAGUUUCAUCAUCAAAGCCUUAUGGGUCAUCCAGGAGUAUUGUCAGAAGAAUUGCCACAAAUCUUCCCUUAGCACCCUGCCCUCGUGUCCAUUUUCAGCUUCAUCGAUUCGCUGCAGGAGCGAGUUUCCUCAACAAUUCAAAUGGGCCAAAUGGACUUGUGGCCACACUCGCUGAUGUGGGCUGGAUGGACAGAGAAGAGAGCGAUGGUGCUGGCAGGAAUAGGUUUGAGGCGGAUUCGGGGUUGUUUUUUCGCACCCAGCAGUGCAGACCCCUGAGACGUCGGCAGUCGUUACCCAGCUUGCACCAGGCUGAACCUGCGCCACAGAGUCAGACGAUCAUCAACGAUGAAGCCAUUCAGAAGAUCAGUGCUCUGGAAACUGAGCUGGCCAAACUUAGAGCUCAAAUUGCACAGAUCGUUCAGGCACAGGAGCAAAGUGCUCAGUCCACAGCUCCAGCGCCAGGUGGUCCCCCCGUACCCCAAGCUCCACCAAUGACUCCAGUUCCACCUCCGCCACCUCCUCCGUGUCCCGCCCCUGGCAUGCAGAGAAGCUAUUCUGCCAUUGACCUCAUCCGAGAGCGGCGUGGGAAAAAGGCAGAGCAGAAGACAAUACUGGACUCUGCACCUAAAAAGCCAGAGCUUCCCAACAUGCUAGACGUACUGAAAGACAUGGGGAAAGUGAAGCUGCGUUCCGUUAAGAGUCAUCAAGAGGACACGAAACCAAAACCUGUUGAGCCCACAGAUGCUGCAACAUUAAUCGCAGAGGCCCUGAAACGCAAGUUUGCUCACCGCUACAGAAGUGACAGUGAAUGUGAUGGCAACUUUAACUUGCCAGCCACUGAGAAUAAGACCCACAUAGAAACACCACUGUUUGGCCAACAUAUGUUAAAGUCAACUGGAAAGAGGAAACUGUGCUAGGAUGGAGCUACUCAUCUGAGCAGGUUAAUGUAGUUAACCUGAUGACUUUUCAUUUUCAAUAACCGGCUAACUUUUCUUGUUAGCCCUCAAAAUGCUGUUAGUGUUCUUUUAGGUGAGCAUGCAAAUGCCAAACACUAUACAGUCAGUCUGGUUUCCCAAUUUAAUAUCUAUGUAAUUUGCACUUUGAAAAGUUCAUCUCCAUCAGUACAUCUCGUACCACAGCCAGUUCCAUCAUCAAUGCCAGUUACCUGAGAAAUUAAUUCUUUUUGUUUGGUUUUAUGUAUGAUUUUAUAAGUGGAUUUAUUUGGAUCUGUUGAAUGUCAACAGUGCAAGUAUUCGACCUUGUUAGAUUCCUCUCAUUUGAAGGGAUAACGUUAAACAAAAACACCAAAGUGUACGGAUUGUUCUUUAUCAGUAGUUUUAUGUGUAUUUUUAACACCUGUUUGCACAGAAGUUGUGUCUGCUUCAAAGGUACAAUUAAUAGUUGCUACUAAAUUUAGUAACUACAGGUUUUUCUGUCAUGUGACCGUUAGCAAUUAUGAUCCACACUUUUGUGAUCAUCAUAAAUAGGGCUUAGAUGGUGCUGUCAGUAGUAUUUGCUCACUAAUUUAAUGAGAGCUCAUUUAAAAUCCAAUCUAAUUUAUUAUUUUGGAACAUUUCCAUGAUAUUGUUCUGGAAGUCAUUUAGUUAUUUAACCAGUUUAAUAAAUCACUUGAAUGAUGUAGUUUUGUUUGUCUAUGACGUCAAGCUUGUUAUCUCUAGUCCAGUCCCGAUUUCAGUCUAUUAGCAGAAUUUUUGACAGUGUUUGUACCUUUAAAAGGUUUGCAUUUUUGCACAUAUACCUAAAAUGUCUGCUGUGCACCAACAGUCAGUGCAUUUGCAUUAUAUUACAGUACAGGAUUUCUCAUUGCAAAGAUUUCUAACUGGAUUUAAUGGCCAGCACAUAGGAGGUAUACCUCAGAAUUGAAGGGAAUCUCCUAGCGGGGAGAUAUUUCUGGUUUUAUGGAUUUUGAUAAUUUAUUUAAAUAGGUUGAUUUAAUUUCACUCUACAGAACCGUUUUGAAUGGACUUUCAUUUCUUGAAUAAACCUGAA